Molecule: messenger RNA, 1509 nt
Organism: Calidris pugnax (ruff)
Lineage: Eukaryota; Metazoa; Chordata; Aves; Charadriiformes; Scolopacidae
Gene: LECT2
Product: leukocyte cell-derived chemotaxin 2
Exons: 10
Coding region: 43-1461 (472 amino acids)
Source: RefSeq, a predicted model, not a curated record
GUCUUUGAUUCACUCAAAGAACAGCGGUGAAACGGCCACAAGAUGACAGCUCUCAGCCUGGUCACUCUGGUCAGCUUGGCCUCCACUGUUUUCGCCAAGGAGCUGGAGGCCCACCCUCACCCUCCCCAACAGCAGCACCAGCACUGGGCACAGAUCUGCAGCGGGAACCCCACCAACAAGAUCCGGGGCUGCGAUAGAUACGGCUGCGGCCAAUUCGGCGCCGACAGGCACGGUCACAAGGGGGGUGGCAGGCACACGGGGGUGGAUGUCAUCUGCUCCGACGGAGCGACGGUGUACGCUCCUUUCAGCGGCCAGCUCUCCGGACCCAUUCGCUUCUUCCACAACGGCAACGCCAUCGACGACGGAGUCCAAAUCAGGGGGUCAGGUUUCUGUGUCAAGCUCGUCUGCAUCCACCCCAUCCGGUACCACGGCCAAAUCCAGAGGGGACAGCAGCUGGGGAGAAUGCUGCCGAUGCAGAAAGUCUUUCCUGGCAUCAUCUCUCACAUCCACGUUGAGAACUGUGACCACUCGGAUCCUACGCAGCAACUUACGCCUGUUGUUCCACCAUUCCCACAACAACAAGACACGCACUGGGCCACAGUGUGCUCUGGAAAUCCUACAAACGAGAUCCGGGGCUGCGAUCGCUACGGCUGCGGGUACUACGGGGCUCCAAGGCGCAAUGGUAAAGGAAAGCACACGGCCGUGGAUGUCAUCUGCUCUGAUGGGGCAACCGUGUACGCUCCCUUCUCUGGAGAGCUCUCUGGACCCAUUAAAUUCUUCCACAACGGAAAUGCCAUCGAUGACGGAGUCCAAAUUAGGGGAUCAGGUUUCUGUGUCAAGCUCGUCUGCAUCCACCCCAUCCGGUACCACGGCCAAAUCCAGAGGGGGCAGCAGCUGGGGAGAAUGCUGCCGAUGCAGAAAGUCUUUCCUGGCAUCAUCUCUCACAUCCACGUUGAGAACUGCGACCACUCGGAUCCUACGCAGCAACUUACGCCUGUUGUUCCACCAUUCCCACAACAACAAGACACGCACUGGGCCACAGUGUGCUCUGGAAAUCCUACAAACGAGAUCCGGGGCUGCGAUCGCUACGGCUGCGGGUACUACGGGGCUCCAAGGCGCAAUGGUAAAGGAAAGCACACGGCCGUGGAUGUCAUCUGCUCUGAUGGGGCAACCGUGUACGCUCCCUUCUCUGGAGAGCUCUCUGGACCCAUUAAAUUCUUCCACAACGGAAAUGCCAUCGAUGACGGAGUCCAAAUUAGGGGAUCAGGCUUCUGUGUCAAAAUAGUCUGCAUCCACCCCGUCAGAUACAGCGGGAGAAUCUCUAAGGGGCAGGUCCUGGGGCGAAUGCUGCCCAUGCAGAGAGUGUUCCCUGGGAUCACAUCCCACAUCCACAUCGAGAACUGCGACCGCUCGGAUCCCACUCCCAACCUGGAAAGGGGGAAAGGGCAGCACAGAGGGUGAAAUGGGAAACGCAGUAAAUUCCAAAUAAAUUCAUCUCAGCAUCCAAAA